UUCGGAAUGCGUAAGCGCGGUAAAAUAAUUCUGUAAGAUUGUUUAGGUUAUGUGUUUCAUCACGAUUACAGAGAUACUGGAAUUAGGGUUCAGUUAAAGCGCCUGAGAACAAAGUAAGGUUUGCCAUUGAAUAUUUGUGUACGCUUUAGAUAUUAUCGUUCUACAUUUGUAUGCCAGCCAUGGAUACAAUGCGUCCCCAAGUGGAUAUGUUGGACACGGCUGGAAAAAUGCUGGAAAGAUAUUUGGCCAUGGAUAGCAGCUUUCCAAGCCUUGUUGAUGUUACUCAGAUCGCACCACAAGGCAUUGCAACUGUGAGCGGUUUGAAUGACAUGGACUACCCAAGUGUAAAUGGCCUGGUGUCUGGGAUGUCUACUGUGAAGCAUGUCACGACCACUAACAGGGUACCUCUGCCUCCAGAGGUGAUGGAGCACUUUGGUCACAUGCAGUGCCAUUGUAUGAUGGGGCUGUUUACGGAAAUCAACAGAGCCUGGCUCACUAUAGAUAGUGACAUCUAUGUGUGGACCUAUGAGCAUGGGACUGACGUGGCCUACUUUGAUGGUCUGGGAGAAACGAUUGUGAGCGUGGGGCUGGCGAAACCCAAACCAGGAGUGUUCCACAAAUUUGUGAAGCACUUGCUGGUCCUGACGACCACUGUCGAGAUUGUAAUCCUGGGAGUUACGUUCUCAGCAACGAAAGAUGGUCCGUUGGGUCAGUUGGAGGAAAUGCAUCUGCUGCCUGAACCCGUGUUUGUGUUGCCAACUGAUGGAGUUGCCAUUAAUACAAUUGCCAGCACCAGUUCAGGGCGGAUCUUCCUGGGAGGGCGCGAUGGGAGUUUAUAUGAAGUGGUUUACCAGGCAGCAGGCAGUUGGUUCGGGAGGCGCUGCAAGAAGGUGAAUCACUCGACAGGGACGCUGUCAUUCCUUGUGCCAUCGUUCCUGAAUCUGGCAUUUGGCGAGGAGGAUCCUAUAGCACAGAUCAGCAUAGACAACAGUCGCAACAUCUUGUUCACACUAACAGAGAAGGGUCGCAUUGAGGUGUUCGACCUGGGAGGGGGAGGCAUGUCCACCAGCAAAGUGACAAGCAUGAACCAGAUCACCAUUGUCCAGUAUGCUGUAAGCAUAGUGAAGACACUGGAUGGCAGUAACUUCCGCCCACUGGCGAGCGUGUGUGCCAUAGAGGCGGAUGAGUCCUCACAUCUGAACCUGGUGGCAGUGACUCAGACUGGCGUUCGACUCUACUUCACAACAGGAUCAAUUACAAAUGUCAAUGUAAGACCAUACACACUGCAGCUGAUGCAUGUACGUCUUCCCCCUGGGUUUGCUGCAAACGCUCCAUCAUCGCGUCCCAACAGAGUGCGCAUGGCUCAUUAUAAGUGUGGGAACCUGCUACUGGUGACGGCACCAGGCAGUGAACGUGACGUCUUGUGGUGCCUAUCAAGUGACCCGUACCCGUUCCAUCCAUACCUGGUGGAGGCGCAGACUCUGAUACCUCUUGAAGGCAUUGUCUGGGCAAUGGCGGAGGUGCAGGGUGGUGAUGUGAAGGCCAUACUACCCAGUGUGAACUUCCGUGAAUCCAGAGCCGAGGACCCUGUCAUGAUGCCCGAUCCUCCGUUGGUGGUCAGGCAGCACAUGGAGUCGCCAAGGAAGUACAUCAUACUCACACAGCAGGGGGCAGAGAUCUUGCAGAAGCUGCGGCCAGUGGACCUGCUACGCCAGCUGCUGGUUGAGAACCGGGGACCUGAAGCUGAAGCAGUGAAGUUAUUCUUUCAGGCCCAGAAGGAGGAACAGGCUUGUGCCACAAGCCUGAUACUGGCCUGCUUGCAAAGCGCACAGAACCUGCAGGUGGCAGAGUGGGCCACUCGUGCCUUCUUCAUGUACGGAGGUGAACCCAAGAUCAGAGCUGUUGUCUCCCCCGCUGCAUCCCCUUCUUUCCAGUACUCCAUGGCGAGUGGAGCAUUUAGCCCCACAGUCGUAUCGACUCCAUACGCACAAUCCCACGUCACUGGAAGCCCACAGCAGAAUAUCUCCCUAAGUACCAGUGAACCCAGCAUUGGCACGGGUAGCAUACAGUAUUCUCACCGCCACAAUGGACUGUACCUGUAUGUUGGACGCAUUGUUCGGCCACUGUGGAAUGUUAAAAUUGUCAGCAAGGCAACUCUGGACAAGAUGCAGUUUCUGUGCAGUUCUGUGUCAAGAGAGGACUGUGUUUGGAUCCUGGGCCACCUGCAGGCCCUGCGGAACUUCCUGGAGAAGAACACACAGCUCUCAGUCUCUGGAGUCAUGAAUAUCCACCUGCAGAACACAAUGCUGCGGCAUGCAGGCCACGACUCGUUUGAAACAUCAUUACAUCACCGCACACCCCAGAGGAACCGGGAGCAGGAGGCCCAGUUAGAAGAGAAGCAUUCGCUUGAUGCUUUGAAAGCAUUUGUGGCACAUACAUGUGAAGUACUGGGCAUGUGGCGCAUACUGUGUGAGCAUCAGUUCCACGUCAUAGCAGACACCCUUAGUAAGGACCUGCAGAAUCAGCUGCAACAGAUGAAUUUCAGAAAUCUUGUACUGGAAGGUCAGGAUGUCUGCUCUGUCCUCAUCAGCAGCCUCAUCAACAGAUAUCUGGAUGAUAAUGCUUCAGUGGAUGCAAUCAGCUGUAAGCUGCGUGAGGUCUGCCCGAGUCUGUACAGGAGGGAAGAUGCUGCAUGCUCCAAGGCAAGCGAGAUGCUCCUGAGUGCAAAAACAAUUAAGAACCCAGAGGAACGAGAGGCAAAGCUACGGGAGGCUCUGCAGCUGUGCAAGAGCGUGGCUCCACAGGUGAACUUGCAGAUGAUGUGCCAAUGGUUCUUCAGCAGCCAGUUCUAUGAGGGAGUGCUGGAACUGGCACUUGUGUAUGCAUCCAAAGUCGACCCCAAGAAUGUGGGAUUUCACUUUUACAAGAACAAGGAGCCAGCUGAAGACACUGAGGGCUACCAGGCAUAUAUCAAGAGGAUGGAGUGCUACAAGGAGGUGACCAGUCUGCUGGAUCACCUGUAUGACCAGAAGACUUCGAGCAGACACACACUGAGCGUGACGGUGUCUCCCGGCGUCCCCGUGGCACAGGACACUACACAGAUCUCCCAGAGUGAAGCCAAUGACCAGGUAAACCGGCUGGUUCGAUCGGCAUUGCAGUCACAGGAUGAGUUAAUGCACGUGGCUGUGUUUGAUUGGCUGGUGACAAAACAGCUGACAGGUGACCUGCUCACAGUACACCAGCCCAGCAUGGAAAUGUACCUUGUGCGCAAAUCAGAGCAGAGCCCUGAAGUAUGUGAUCUGCUCUGGAAGUACUAUGAGAAAAACAUGAACCACGCAGCAGCUGCCAAGAUACUGCACAACCUUGCCACUCGUCCUGGCUCAUCCAUUACAUUGCUUCAGCGCAUAGAGUAUUUGGCCCGUGCAGUCGUGUGUAUGAGGAGUGAUCAGGUGGGGUAUGCCCCACAGCUGGGAGUGUUCUUGCGAGAACUUGAGGAUAAGAUUGAUGUGGCACGUAUCCAGCAGCAGGUGCUGGAGGCACUCACCAAGUUGAAGGGGCGAAACCGCUUGGCUGAAGAUGCAAUUCUGCGUCUCAACUCCAGCCUGCUAGAGAUCACACAGCUUUACGAGGAGUUCUGCGAGCCAUUCAGUCUCUGGGAGUGCAAGCUAGCCAUCAUUCAUUGCUCGGGUCACUAUGACCUCGCCCUGGUCGAGACAAUCUGGCUCAACAUCAUUGAGACUGAACUGCAGGCUUGUAGCUCUGUUGGGGCUGAUGACAGGAUGGCAGUGCUCAUGAGCAAGAUAAAGUCCCUUGGACAAGAGUAUGGUGGCUCACCACGCUGCUUUCCAGUCCCAUUCCUUGUGCGCCAGUUGGAGCUGAAGGCAUGUAGGCUACAUGCUGAUACCAUGCAUGUACAUAGUGCAAUGGUUGCUCUUGGUGUUCCUCUGAUGACGCUGAUGGAUGUGUAUGAGAGACUGGUUGCUGCAAAUGAGCGUGUGUGGUUGACCGAGGGCAAUGAAUUCCAUCUGGUGGAGGCGCUCGCUCAGUUAAUAGAGAGUUUCACUGUCAGCCCACAGAUGGUGAGCCUUGUUGACAGGCGAGCCACACUUGCCAAGGCAUCUGAUGUGAUAUCAAAUUGCCUGAUGGUGCUGUACAGUAAACCAGACACUGCAGAUUUGAUCCACAGGCUGCGUGGCAUUCAGGCCAAGUUGAACCGCCUGUCUGCCUGUUAGCAAAUUGCGUAAUAUGUUCUUCUCAGCUGAACUGAAUGUGUCUCAUAUAUCAAGUUUAUUUGUUUUGGCCAAUUAAACAUUGAAGUACAACAUACAAACAUUUGGUAAUUUGUUACCACCCAGAGACUGAAACAGCACUGAUGCUGAAGCAUUCCUGAAGCUGGUUAUUUGAAUGUGGGAAGCAUCGACUUGGACAUUCAGCAGACUUUAUAACAGUGAAAUAUUUUGAAAUGCAGAGUAACUGCUAGCUGCUCGAGAAAUUCUAGUACCAUAUGAUUUUAAAUUAUUAGGUCAUACAGUUUCCGAGGUCUGUUUUUGCACACUGUUAAAGAAGAAAUUCAGCGCAUUUUAUUCUUUUAAUGUGUUCACAAUGUAAAGCUGCAAAAGUGUACCUAUUAGCAUCACUGUGGCUGUCCAUCUGUGUGUAUGCUGGGGUGCAAUAACUGCUGAAUGCAUUUUCAUGAAAUUUGGUGUUGGAGAGUUUUACCAGAAUCUGUCAACACAUUCCACUUUUUGCUGAAGUAAUCCACAGUUUGUACGAAGACCAACAUGUGCUUGUGCACACAUGUUGAAUGUGACUCACUAAAUAUUUAUAAGAAUAAAAGAUUUUUUGAACAGGAAUGGUGGUGAACUAUGAAAUACAUUUUAUAUCCAGUCUGCUUUCUGAUUGUGUUUUUAAAUAAAUGCAUAAAAGGAAAUGAACAGUUUGCAUACAUUUACUUUUUUCUUUCUUUGAACAAUUACUAGUUUCUUGGUAUAGACCGGGGCACGUGGUUGUGUAGUUGGUUGAGGCACUAUGCUACAGUUGGAAGGUCAGGAGUUUGAUUCCCAGUGAGGUUAUUGCAUUUU
Molecule: messenger RNA, 5081 nt
Organism: Cryptotermes secundus
Lineage: Eukaryota; Metazoa; Arthropoda; Insecta; Blattodea; Kalotermitidae
Gene: Nup154
Product: nuclear pore complex protein Nup155
Exons: 25
Coding region: 171-4232 (1353 amino acids)
Biological process (GO): RNA export from nucleus; protein localization to nuclear inner membrane; protein import into nucleus
Cellular component (GO): nuclear pore; nuclear pore inner ring
Molecular function (GO): structural constituent of nuclear pore
Source: RefSeq, a predicted model, not a curated record